Molecule: messenger RNA, 543 nt
Organism: Marasmius oreades (fairy-ring Marasmius)
Lineage: Eukaryota; Fungi; Basidiomycota; Agaricomycetes; Agaricales; Marasmiaceae
Exons: 3
Coding region: 1-543 (180 amino acids)
Source: RefSeq, a predicted model, not a curated record
AUGACUGGCAAUAAGUCCCAAACAAGGAGUGACGCGACCAGAAAAGCUGUUCGAGAACGAGAUUCCAUCUGCCGAGUGACAGGAUCGCGUGUGAUGCCUCGCAUGAGAGGGACAAACUAUACGGGGUUCGAGGUUGCCCACAUAUUUCCUCUCGCUUGGGCGGUACCAGAUCACGCACCCAAAUUCCCCCCACCCAUUCAACCCUAUCUAACCUAUCCUAAACUGGCGGAUAAACCUCGAAAUGCAUUGCUUCUCAGAGCGGACGUUCACUCUCAAUUUGACGAUUAUCAGUUUAGUGCCAAGCCGAUUUACUUACCCAAUGCACAUAGUAGCCAAACGACUCUGGUCUGGUGGCUUAUGCGUUUUGAACAAAGUGGUGCCAGCAGCCUGCCGAAUCGCGACCAGCCUGAUUUUAACCGCCUACGGUGUUUGCGGGGUCCCGCCACCGAAUUGAACAUCCAAGACUUUGACUCUGGAUUGAUGGAUCACCACUUCACCGUAGCAUUGAAUUGGCACGUACUAGGAUUUGGAACGGAAGCGUGA